Molecule: messenger RNA, 1574 nt
Organism: Capsaspora owczarzaki ATCC 30864
Lineage: Eukaryota; Filasterea; Ministeriida; Capsasporidae
Product: H/ACA ribonucleoprotein complex subunit 4
Exons: 3
Coding region: 18-1574 (518 amino acids)
Biological process (GO): snRNA pseudouridine synthesis; mRNA pseudouridine synthesis; box H/ACA sno(s)RNA 3'-end processing
Cellular component (GO): box H/ACA snoRNP complex
Molecular function (GO): RNA binding; pseudouridine synthase activity
Source: RefSeq, a predicted model, not a curated record
CUCUUUUUUCUUUGACCAUGUCUGACAAGAAGCACGCAAAGAAGUCGUCGGCGACCAAGAUUGCAGCGCCGACUGCUGGCUCGGUGGACACGUCGGGCUCUGCUGCGGCCGUCGCGCACAUCCCCGAUUACCACCUGCAGCCGUCCAAGGUGGCGCCGUCGCUCGACACGAGCAAGUGGCCCCUGCUGCUCAAGAACUAUGACCAGCUCAACGUGCGCACUGGUCACUACACUCCAAUCCCGUCUGGCUGCUCGCCGCUCAAGCGCCCGAUCGACGAGUAUGUGCGUUACGGCAUCCUCAACCUCGACAAGCCCGCCAACCCGUCGUCGCACGAGGUUGUCGCCUGGAUUCGCCGCAUCCUCCGCGUCGAAAAGACGGGCCACAGUGGCACGCUCGACCCCAAGGUCACUGGCUGCCUCAUUGUGUGCAUUGAUCGCGCCACCCGCCUCGUCAAAUCCCAGCAAAGCGCCGGUAAGGAGUACCUCGGCAUUGUUCGCCUGCACGGCGCCAUCGAGAACGAGCAAAAGCUUGCUCGCAGCAUCGAGACGCUGACUGGCGCCCUCUUCCAGCGCCCGCCGCUCAUCUCGGCCGUCAAGCGUCAGCUCCGCAUCCGCACCAUCUACGAGAGCAAGCUGAUCGAGUACGACCCUUCCCGCCACCUCGGUGUCUUCUGGGUUUCGUGCGAAGCUGGCACGUACAUUCGUACCCUCUGCGUCCACCUCGGUCUUCUGCUCGGCGUUGGCGGCCACAUGCAAGAGCUGCGUCGCGUUCGCUCUGGUGUCCUCACCGAGAACGACCACCUCGUCACCAUGCACGACAUUCUCGACGCCCAGUGGCAGCUCGACAACAACCGCGACGAGUCCUACCUGCGUCGCGUCGUCAAGCCCCUCGAGUUGCUGCUCGUCAAGCACAAGCGCCUCGUGGUCAAGGACUCGGCCGUCAACGCCAUCUGCUUUGGCGCCAAGUUCAUGCUGCCCGGUCUCCUCCGAUUCGAGUCUGGCAUUGAGGUCGGCGAGGAGGUUGUUCUCAUGACCACCAAGGGUGAGGCUAUUGCCCUCGCCAUUGCCCAAAUGACCACCGCCGUCAUGUCAACAUGCGACCACGGCGUUGUUGCCAAGAUUAAGCGCGUUAUCAUGGAGCGUGGCACCUACCCGCGCCGCUGGGGCCUUGGUCCCAACGCCGUCGAGAAGAAGAAGCUCAUCAAGGACGGCCGUCUUGACAAGUAUGGCCGCACCAACGAGAAGACUCCUUCCGACUGGACCAAGAAGUACGUCGACUACCGAGGGGAUGCUGCCGUUGCCCCCGCUGCCGCCGCCGCCACCACCGACGCACCGGCUGCCGCCAAGACUCCCAAGCCGCUUGUUCAAGAAAUCCGAGAGUCUGAGCCCAAGAAGCGCAAGCAUGAGAGCGAUAGCGAAGACGACCAACAACCUGCCAAGAAGGUCGCCGAGGACAAGAAGGACAAGAAGGAAAAGAAGGACAAGAAGGAUAAGAAGGACAAGGAAGAGGACAAGAAGGACAAGAAGGAUAAGAAGGAAAAGAAGGAAAAGAAGGAGAAGAAGGACAAGAACUAA